This is a messenger RNA of Acanthaster planci (crown-of-thorns starfish), 6636 nucleotides long. RefSeq names its product cilia and flagella associated protein 36 (gene cfap36). Gene Ontology annotation, cellular component: ciliary base; axoneme. The record is from RefSeq and is a predicted model, not a curated record. NCBI's taxonomy places the organism in Eukaryota, Metazoa, Echinodermata, Asteroidea, Valvatida, Acanthasteridae.
CACUGUACUGCGUUGUUAUAAACAACCAAGAUGGCGGACAACGCUUGGCUAGUAGAUGGAGUUGUUCAGUAUUUGAGAAGCCCCAUUUGGCAGAUGCCAGUCAUGGGCUUUAUUGAUCAACACUGCUUGGUGUUUGAUCCAGAAGAAGAAAACAAACUUGCUUACACAGACAUACACAAAAAGUACCAACAGUUGGUGGAGUUUAUGUUGGAGAGCUUUGUGGACGACAUCGGUAUCAAAGCAGAGGAUUUCGUGAAAGCCUGCCAGGGACACGAGUCCCAGUCUAAUGCAUCUAUCAUGACAUUGUUCGAACAGGUGGAAGCAGCCCAAGACUUUGAGGUCUUCAAGCGUAUGAUGAUCAAGCACAACAUUGAGCUGGAGCUGCAGGCCUUGCGCGUCAUGCAGGUGCGCAGUGGUAUGGUACCAGACAUCAUGCAGCCAGGCAAGGACACCACGGUCAAGUAUACGGACGCUACGGUGGACACGGAAGAUGAAAGGAUCCUGAACGAGAUUCUCAGGAAAUCCAAAGAGGAAUACGACGCUCUUAAGAAGCAAGGGAAUGAGAAGGAGGCUGGGAUAGAUGCCCUAAUGGACAAGGCACUGGCAAGCAGUCGGGAAGAGGCUGAGAGAUUAAAAAAGGAGAAGGAAAAAGAGGAAGAGAUGCUUAGCAAGGUUUUAAAGGAAAGUAGCGAUGAUUACCAAAGAAAAGAGGCCCAAGUCAAUAGAGAGAAAACGUUAUUGGAUAAGGCAUUGAAACUGUCCAUCUCCACUGACUCAUCCAAAUCAACGUCCAGUUCAUCGGGUCUGCCGCCCGUGACUCAACAAAGUCAGAAACCGAGUUCAAGGCCUGAGUCCAAGGCAAGUACAGUUAGCAGCACCUCGAGCAGCAAGCCAGCCCCAGCAGCUCCAGCCCCAGCAGCUCCAGCCCCAACUGCAGCAGCCAAGAACGUGAGCAGUGCACAGGCUGCAGCUGACUGGCUGAGCACCGCCAAGGCCGAGGCGGCAGCAGAGGAAGCCGGCCGAGGCUCCAGGGCUAGCGUCUCAUCAUCAGAUGCAAAUGAGUUGAAGAAACGCGAGGAGUAUUUGAAGAAACAGCGUGACCUGCUAAUAGAAAUGAAGAGGAAGGAGAGAGAGAAGAACUUCAAGAAAGAGACAGAGUCCCAGUCUAAGGCAUCAUCACGUCCCAAAUCAGCAAGAGCGGCACGCCAGGCUACAGCUGGCGAGGUGAAAGUGGAUCCUGCAACAAGCGCUGAACAGGAGAAGAAGCUGAAGAUGCGGCUGGCACUGGCAGAUCGGCUCAAGAAAGAAGUCAUCAACGAAAAGUGAUCACAUGGCAUUAUUCGCAGCACUGCAAGGGCAGCUUGGUUGAGGUGGAGGAAUGUUAAAAGCAACUGACUCGUCACACACAUGGUACUCACGAAGAGCUGGUAGAUACAAGCCACUGAACAAACUUUAGGUGCAAUGCUACGAUUGACAAAACAUACCAAGAAGUUUUUGGGAUCAUUUCCUUGUAAUUGCAGUUGAUUUCUGUUGGCCUCAAAUAAGUGUUUAAAGCUUUUUGCACCAAACAGCAGUUGAUCGUGUAGUUUCAGCGUUAGUAACACCAUUUGCAACAAGGUACAGUGUUAGGCACCUCAACACCAACAUUGAGUUAGCUAUAGAGUGAUGGUGAUUAAAUGAAAUCAAAAGAGGGAUUAAGCAGGGUUCCCACGGUCAUGGAAAGUCCUGAAAAAUCCUGUAAAAAAGUUGUUUUGGAAAGACCUGGAAAACAGGAAAAAUAGUGUGUCCUUGAAUCCUUUUGUCAGAGAAAAGGUUAUGGAAAUCAAGAUCAUGUAAGGGUUAUUUUUUAUGGGCCUCAUUUGAUAUGAUAAUGAAAUGGUGAUAAAUUCAGAGCCUGUAUCCUAACCUCUAUCCUAGCGGCUAAGGCAGUCUUCCAGUUCAUAAUGCAUCAGUGUUGGAGGUCUCGAGGCCAGCCUUAGCGUCGAGGCCGGCUUUUCAAAGCCUUGGCCUCUGCCUCGCUUCGCUUCACAAUUACUCAGUCUUCACUCUUGGCCUUGGUCUCAGCACCCUCUGGAAUCGAAGAAUCAGUUGAGGCCGGUUCGAGGCUGCCCAUUUUUAGUCAUUUUUCUCAGCUUCUACAUGUCUUUUCCCCCUUGACAAUUUAUCUUGACAGAGUACUUGCAGCAUGCAUGUGCUGUGGGCAUGGAUCAUUUUUGUAUACAAACACGGAACCUAUACUCUCCAAUGACGUGACGCCGCUGAAUAGUUUUUUAUCCCCAGGGAACAUACUUACUUUCAUUGAUUGUUGCGUGAAAAGGAUAGCUUUUCUAUUGCAUGAAUUAGGCUACAUGUACUUAUCGUUUCCAAGUUCCACAUUUUUCCUAUUUCUGUAUCACUUGAAAUAAAAACCUACCUUUUUUGUGUUGUUCUUCAGUUCUAUGUUCCAAGACAAGUUCUGCUAGGGAAAGUGAAAUGUAAGCCUUUUGUACAAAUAUUCUCAGAAAAUUCUAGAAAAGAAAUUUUGGCCAGAUUUCUGAUUCACACUUCAACUUUUUUGAACGGUUUGUCAAAAGUCACGGGAGCCAAAAAAAUUUCACUUAAAUUUACAGGGUCACUCACUACGUGUGAUUCCAAGUCAUAUAAACGUUUGAAUUUAAUGUCUGUUUACUUAAAAUUGACUUUUAGAGUUGCUGUUUGUUUAAAAUUGGCCAAAAACUGAACACAUUUUUCCCCUGGUUUCGGAUCGCACAUAAUCUGCAUGCAAAUACGUAUAAGGUUUUCUAUAAAAGUGUUGAAUGUCAUGGAAAUCUCAUAGGUUAGCCCUGGGAAAAGUCAUGGAAUAUGGUUUUUAGAUUUCUGCAGGAACCUUGUUUAGUCAUGGUUAUCAGGUGUAAACUCGCAGAUUUUCUCACAUGAUUACAUGUUGCAUUUUAAAAAGCAAAUAUCGAGUUUGUAGUUAAGACCACCUUAAGUCAUCAAAUGUCCCUAUUACCAUACCACAAGGAUUCCUCAAUAUGCUCAAGUCGUACCUGUAUCAAGUCAAGUCAUGAGCCUUUCAUAUGAAACUGAGUCAUUCUCUCUCAUUAUUCUUAUUAAAUGUUUCUGUGGCUGGUGACAUAACUUACGAGGGGCAUGACUCCAAAGUUUUUAUUAACAUUUUUUAAAAUCGUGAAGUUUUCAAGGCUUGCUUCAGCCCUCAUUAAGUUGAUGGAGAUUGUGUUCACAUCAGUGCUGCUGUACUAGUGUGCAGUUGUUUAACCACUUUAGCGUAGUGCCUAAAGAUUACUUCGUGCGGCUAUAAACAUCCGUUAAAUGAAAUGAUGAAUUUUUCAUGCUGCCGCCAUAGACAUGCAGAGCCUCGAUCUGGUAGCUUUACACAAUAGAUUUAGCCAGUUCAGUGAUUCCCAUGUAUGUUGCUUAGUCAUUUUGGCCAUGCUGUGUCACCUCUUAUACUAUGUGGUUUGACAAUAUUUCAAAAGCUGUGUUGACGCAGUUCUGAUGUGAUUCUACAAGCUGCCAGUUCGAGGCUCUGCACGUCUAUGGCGAUAGUGUGCAAAGAGCGAAUGGGCCUUGAAAAUUUGUGACAAGAAACCAGUCAAGGAAAAUUCACUGCAAAACAGUAUGUUAAGGAAUUUUGAACGGGAGAUUUUCACAGUGGGUAUACAGGUAACUCUGUACAGAAGUACAUGCACUGCAUGUCAGCCUUGGUAGGAUUCAAAGCCCAAAUUGCAGAAGUAGAAGGGGAGGAGAUCAAGUUCCACUGCCCCAACCGACUCCCCCAAAAUUAUUAGGAAACCUCAAUUAAAAAACUCAUUUUUCCUUGCACUGUGAAUGUUCAUUUUAGCUGUGGAUUUUUUAUAGUUUUUGUUGUUUUUGGCGUGGUAGUUUCCUUGACGGUUCCUCUUCACAUUCCUUCAGAUAACCCGGAGCCCAAUCUAUAUGUACCUCUGUGUUUUUCAGCAAAGAAGAACCUUGUGUGGACCUGGCCUAGUCCACACAAGGUUCACAGAACCUGCAUUAUGUGGGCCUGUUUUUUCUAAAGUACACAGAAUGUACAGUGUACAGAUAUAAAACAAGCUUAGAACAGCAGAUAAACACUUUUCUUAUGUUGUUCAUGUGAAAGGAGCCCAUUAAAAAUAUCAAGUGAUGCUUUUGUAAUUCAGGGACUGUAUUUUAUUGAGGACUGAUGACAGUGCAUGUAGCUUAAGGACUUGAUGUUGGUCAUAUUGUUGUGCAAGUUCAUACAAUUUGGACAGGCGGGCUAAUUUGGCAGGAGCUUGAGUGUGUAAUUUUCAUUGUACAGUGCAAUUUGAAAUGUGCUAAUUGAAUGUAGGAGCGUGUAAAUUUACCAAGUAAUUCAUGUAAGAUAUGCAUGUUUAUCACUCUGUUGUCAAGUAGUUUCAUAUAAGCAUGUAUUCAGUGUGAAUUGUCCAGUGCUAUAGUCAAGAUCACGCACAAGACCAUUCACACACCAGACACAUGGAUAUUCAAAACACCAGUUACAAGAUCAGUCACAAGUCCAGACAAGACCAGUCACAAGCAACAAGGUGAACAGUGACUAAGGAAUGCUUUUGCGACAGUUCAUUUGAAUAGCUUGUGACUUAAUUUCAGACUGGAGGUCUUGCAUUGGUCUUGAGUGGUCAAGACUACAACACUCUCACUGUCUUAUGGGAGUUGAACUUGUAUAGUCAUUUUAUACCAGGUACCCUCACAAAUAUAUUCACAGUGGUUAUUUAUCCUGGUUGGCCUAAACACCGUCAGUAGGGGCUUACUUUAGCCUUGUGCAUGACAUUUGCAUAUGUGUGACCAGAACAAGCGUGAAGACAUGAUGCACAUAUAAUUCCUGGAGUAUAGUGCCCAGUCAGGCACUAUACUCAAAAGCAUUUUUGGCUGCUUACUGUUUGGUCACUUGUGCAUAUCUCUGUCCCCCUCAGAGUACAUAGAUGUGCACUAGUGACCUCAUUGCCAGUCCACUGUGUAUGAUGGUCUUGCUUUAUUAUACAUACCUGCUGUUGGGUUUUUGUUUUGUUUUGCUGUUGAUACCGAGGUAUACGCAGUAGACUCAUCUAUUAUCAUAUGGUCCACUUUCCAUACACCCAUAAUACAGCAUGAAAUUAUGGUUAGACAUGGUCAGUUUUACGACCACUUUUCAAAUUUGACCAAAGGCAGAUGUGAUCGGACUAACUAUCCAAAGGAAAUGAGAAGGUUUAAAUCCAAAUACAGAGUCCUGUAUGUGUUUUUACUCUGGUGUAUGUGCUUGUGACAUUAUAAACGGCAAGGCCACUUUAUGGUGUGCAUUUAGGCGUUUGAAAAAAAAAAGAAUUUGUAUUGAAUUACAGUGUAGGCAGCUGGUUUCCAAAAGACAAGAGUUUUCUGAUAGAAAUGAUGGCAGUUGGAAUCAGUGCUGUACACGUAUGUUGUCCAGCUUCUGUAUUAGUGACAACUUGCCACACCGAAGCAGCUAGAUUUAUCCAUACAUUUGCAUUGUCAGGCAGUUGUGUGUUGUUUGUAAUAUGUAUGUUGAUAAAUGUACAUGUACAAACAAGUGCCUUAGAUUUAGAGGUAACAGGGAGUCCAUCACCAGUUAAAAAAGCAAUGGAAUGGGCCAUUGGUGAGUGAUCCACACCCUUUUCUAGUCAGACCUGUUUAUUAUAUGGUACACUAACUUGUUCAUGUGUUUCACACAUACAUGUACCAGCUCAGAAGGCACAUUGUACAAGGUGCGUAUGUAUUACAGAUAUGCUUGGGAGGUUUCUAAUAAAAGAAAAAAGAAUAAGUAUUAAGAGCCCUUUCAGAAGUAACGUUCAGUUUAAUACUUGGAUAUGAAAUAAGUUUGCUUCACUUAUUUCUUGCUUUGAAGAGAUUAAUGUGUUGAACUCCUUUCAAACUGUGCACACACCGACUGUACUGUUAAAGUUGCAUUCACACAUCUUUUAGUGAAAUGUUCUUUGCAGUAGGCUCAGCUUAUUCAAGCCCUGCACACAACCUUGUUUUAGCCAGCCAGAAUAAAGAAUCAACGUGUUACCAGUGUCCAUGAUUCCUAUGCAAAACAAUAGCCUUACAAGCAGUUGCAAGAGUGCGCUGAUCAGUGUUUAUAUCUCUUUCCCAAACCUCAUUUACUGCCUCAUACAGGGGGCACCAACUCACAGGCACCUUCACUGUUAGAAGUCUGUUGCACAGUACUUUCACUCAACUGUUGAUUUUCAUCUCCUUUUCUGUUCCCUUUUAUUUUUAUUCCCCCUUAUGCCAAUGGGAGUGUCUAUCAUCUAUUCAAUCACUGUUCAAUAAUUGUGUACUUCAUUCUGAGAAAGAAUAAAGCGUGAGCUCAUACUCAACAGAAAUGAUCAUUUCUUCAGCCUGCUCAUCAUGUGAUGUUUUGAAAAAGCUUUUACGUACUACAGACUGCAUCUUUGAGGCAUGACACAAACACACUAGCUAAACACAAUGUAUUAUGAAGAAAAUAUUUAUUUACAUACACCUAAUAGAUUCUGUACAACACCUGUUCAACAGAGCAAAAGAAAUAGUUCAAUAUUCAACAUUUCAUUGGUGAGUGGAACGACAUCCAAAUUGAAAAAUCCAGUCAUUGCUACUUUUUUCAAAGAAAAAAAAACAUUAAAAGGUCUCCCAGUUGUGGAA